Messenger RNA from Choloepus didactylus (southern two-toed sloth), 939 nucleotides. It is a transcript of the gene CDX2, whose product is annotated as caudal type homeobox 2. The coding region runs from base 1 to 939 and encodes 312 amino acids. Gene Ontology annotation, cellular component: nucleus. Gene Ontology annotation, biological process: embryo development; cell differentiation; regulation of transcription by RNA polymerase II. The transcript is spliced from 3 exons. The record is from RefSeq and is a predicted model, not a curated record. Gene Ontology annotation, molecular function: DNA-binding transcription factor activity, RNA polymerase II-specific; RNA polymerase II transcription regulatory region sequence-specific DNA binding. NCBI's taxonomy places the organism in Eukaryota, Metazoa, Chordata, Mammalia, Pilosa, Megalonychidae.
AUGUACGUGAGCUACCUCCUGGACAAGGACGUGAGCAUGUACCCCAGUUCCGUGCGCCACUCUGGCGGCCUCAACCUGGCGCCGCAGAACUUUGUCAGCCCCCCGCAGUACCCGGACUACGGCGGUUACCACGUGGCGGCCGCGGCUGCCGCGGCGGCGAACUUGGACAGCGCGCAGUCCCCGGGGCCGUCCUGGUCCGCAGCAUACGGCGCCCCGCUCCGCGAGGACUGGAACGGUUACGCGCCGGGGGGCGCCGCGGCCGCCGCCAACGCCGUAGCUCACGGCCUCAACGGGGGCUCCCCGGCAGCCGCCAUGGGGUACGGCAGCCCAGCCGACUACCACCCGCAUCACCACCCGCACCACCACCCGCACCACCCGGCCGCCGCGCCUUCCUGCGCUUCGGGGUUGCUGCAGACGCUCAACCCCGGACCGCCGGGGCCCGCCACCACCGCCGCCGCCGAGCAGCUGUCCCCCGGCAGCCAGCGGCGGAACCUGUGUGAAUGGAUGCGGAAGCCAACACAGCCGUCCCUUGGAAGCCAAGUGAAAACCAGGACGAAAGACAAAUACCGCGUCGUGUACACGGACCACCAGCGGCUGGAGCUGGAGAAGGAGUUUCACUACAGCCGCUAUAUCACCAUCCGGAGGAAAGCCGAGCUGGCCGCCACGCUGGGGCUCUCCGAGAGGCAGGUUAAAAUUUGGUUUCAGAACCGCAGAGCCAAGGAAAGGAAAAUCAACAAGAAGAAGUUGCAGCAGCAGCAGCAGCAGCAGCCGCCGCCGCCACCACCUCCACCACAGCCUCCCCAGCCACAGCCGGGCCCUCUGAGAAGUGUCCCCGAGCCUUUGAGCCCUGUGUCUUCCCUGCAGGGCUCGGUGCCUGGCUCUGUCCCUGGGGUUCUGGGGCCGGCUGGGGGAGUGUUGAAUCCCACCGUCACCCAGUGA